Messenger RNA from Lolium perenne, 385 nucleotides. RefSeq names its product probable carboxylesterase 18. NCBI's taxonomy places the organism in Eukaryota, Viridiplantae, Streptophyta, Magnoliopsida, Poales, Poaceae. Gene Ontology annotation, molecular function: hydrolase activity. The record is from RefSeq and is a predicted model, not a curated record.
AUGAGGAAGAAAGGUCUCAAUGUGGAGUGGAAUGGGACGCACGAGGCCGCGCACGCCGCCUCCCCAGCCGCUGCCGCAGGCAUCGACUCCGAGGCGUUCCCGCCCGCCAUGGUGGUCGUCGGCGGGUACCACCCGCUCCAGGACUGGCAGCAGCGCUACUGCGAGCUGCUCAGGUCCAAGGGGAAGGAGGUGCAGCUGCUGGAGUACCCCGAGGCCAUCCAGGCCUUCUACGUCUUCCCGGAGUUCGCCGAGUCCAAGGACCUCAUGCUCCGGAUCAAGGACUUCGUCUCCGGGACCAAGUGAAGUGAAGUGAGCGGCUAGUGGCGGUGUCAACAGUGGUGAGUGUUUGUUUGUUUUCAUGUGUGGCCGUGAAUGUCCGCAGGAG